AUGUCGAUCCACAUCAAGGACUCAGAGGACCUGAAGAACAGGCUCGCCGAGGCCGGCGAGAAGCUGGUCGUGAUCGACUUCAUGGCCACCUGGUGCGGGCCAUGCAAGAUGAUCGGGCCCAAACUAGACGAGAUGGCCACGGAGAUGGCGGACUCCAUCGUCGUACUGAAGGUCGACGUGGACGAAUGCGAGGACAUCGCUACCGAGUACAACAUCAACUCGAUGCCGACCUUCGUCUUCGUGAAGAGCUCCAAGAAACUCGAGGAGUUCUCCGGAGCCAACGUCGACAAGCUAAAGAACACCAUACUGAAGCACAAG
Molecule: messenger RNA, 318 nt
Organism: Iphiclides podalirius (scarce swallowtail)
Lineage: Eukaryota; Metazoa; Arthropoda; Insecta; Lepidoptera; Papilionidae
Source: the annotation of a GenBank genome assembly